Messenger RNA from Oryza sativa Japonica Group (Japanese rice), 1253 nucleotides. RefSeq names its product vesicle transport protein GOT1. The record is from RefSeq and is a predicted model, not a curated record. NCBI's taxonomy places the organism in Eukaryota, Viridiplantae, Streptophyta, Magnoliopsida, Poales, Poaceae. Gene Ontology annotation, biological process: retrograde transport, endosome to Golgi; endoplasmic reticulum to Golgi vesicle-mediated transport.
CACUCGGCAUCCCGGAAGAUUCCAGUAGGCGCGGACACACCAACGCAACCGUCGCCAACGCCGCCGCCUCCGCCCGGCUCGGGUCGGAAACUCGGAACCCGGCGCGUCCGAUCGAAGCUUCCGACCUCCUCGCCCGCGCCGACCCGGCCACGUCACCACCACCCGGUGCAAUAAGACCCUGGUCGGCGAGCGAGUUCGAGGCAAACGGCGCCCCCAUUCGAAAAUCAAAAUCUCUUCCUCGCCUCUCUCUCUGCUCUCUGCUCUCCUCGCCUUCCUCUCUCGCCAGUUGCUCCGCGUCCUCGCUCGAGUGCGCGGCGAUCCAUCCGGGAGGGAGAGACGGUGACGGCGCGGGUUGAAGUUGAACUCAGCGGCGGGUGGGAUGGUUUCCUUCGAGAUGAGUGAACUCAAGAAGAUUGGGCUGGGCUUAUCUGGGUUCGGAGUUCUGUUCUCGUUUCUUGGGAUCAUCAUGCUGUUUGACAAGGGGUUCCUUGCAAUAGGAAACAUUCUGUUUGUGUCUGGUGUUUCACUGACCAUUGGACCGAAGUCAACCGUGCAGUUCUUCACCAAGCCUAAGAAUCACAAGGGCUCGAUUGCUUUUGGAAUUGGCUUCUUCCUGGUCCUUAUUGGUUGGCCGUUCUUUGGCAUGCUGGCAGAGGCAUACGGCUUCGUCAAGCUCUUCAGAGGCUUCUGGCCAACUGCUGCUGUUUACCUGCAAAAGAGCCCCACCUUCGGUUGGAUAUUCCACCACCCUCUUGUGACUUCGCUGAUCACUAGGUUCAGGGGAAGACGAGUCCCGGUGUGAUCGUCGCUUUGCUGCUGGAGCUGGAUCACUCCAAGGGAUGCCGGGUCACCUCCAAAGAAACUUAGAGCGAUACAUGCGGUUUUUUCUGGUUAGCUUGUGAUUCGUUGGUGCUGCUGGUAUGUGAAUCUUGUGUCUCUGCUACCAGUACCCUGCCUCAAAGACCUCGUUACUACGCUCGCCAGUUGCCCAGUUGUUCGUAGAAACUAGAAAGACUUUCUUGCUUGUUAAUGGGUAGAGAGGGUAGUCAUCGUACAUAUGGCUAUGCUCAUUGCACGAUUGGUUGAUUGCUAGUAAUUGAUUUGUAGGUCAUCCUACGGGAAUAUUACUGAGUAGCAAAAGCUUUCAGUUCCGGUGCUACGUAUGACGUUCAUGUUUUUACCUUAUGACGUUCAUAUUUUUACUGUUCAUGUUUUUACCAAAUGACUUUUAGUAGAAUCAUAUUUUUACCAUA